AUGGUAAACAAGCUGUCCAAAUCAGCUCAGUUGCAGCGAUUCUGCUCUGUCACCAAUGCUACCACAGAUGAAGCGCAAACUUACUUGAAAGUGCAUAACAAUCGGUUGGAGGCGGCCAUCGAUGCUUACCUUACUGACCAAACGAACUUGGCUCAUUUACCUCGCCUCACUGCGCAGCAAGAAAAGGCUGUUCGUGCUCAGCUUAACGCCCUAUUCGACAAGUACAAAGGUGCGUAUAAUCCUUGCUUAUGCAUGACAGAUGACGAUGAGCCCGAUUUGAUGGCGUCGGAGGGCGCCUUGGCCAUGUUGCAAGAUCUCGGCAUUGAUCCUGCUAGUGUCGCCGUUCUCCCACUAUCCUAUUAUUUGAACGCUCCAACAUUGGGCCAGUUCACACGCUCCGACUACACGGAGGGCUGGCUACGAUUGGGGGUGGGUGCCACCACGCAAGGUCCGCUCACGCAUGAUAUUCUUCUGGCACAGCAAAAGGAAGCUGUGGCACGCAUGAUGGAGACUUUUGCACAGGAUGGACCUGUGCUUCCACUAUAUAAGACACCAUCUCCGCCUUCGAAGAAAGGAUUGUAUACCACUGUGUACGAAUACACAUUCGCAUUUGCCAGGGGCGAAGGUCAAAAGAAUCUAGGUUUAGACAUGGCUCUUGCAUUUUGGGACCUGCUCAUGCCCUACGCUCCAUCGUACGGUGCAAAUGGCUCUCGUGCGAGUGCUGGUCCGCCUUCCUUCUCGCCAGCCCAGUUUGAGAUGUGGAAGCGCUUUUUGACAGAGGCGUCUCAACUCCGUGUUAUUUCCAAAGAUACUUGGUCUCAAUUCCUUGAGUUCACACGAGAAAUUGAUCCAGCCUUUUCGAAUCAUGAUUUCGAGGCUGCAUGGCCUUCCGUGAUCGACGAAUUCGUAGGAUGGGCUCAAGAACAAAAAAAGAUGUAG
Molecule: messenger RNA, 939 nt
Organism: Malassezia pachydermatis
Lineage: Eukaryota; Fungi; Basidiomycota; Malasseziomycetes; Malasseziales; Malasseziaceae
Product: defective in cullin neddylation protein 1
Exons: 3
Coding region: 1-939 (312 amino acids)
Biological process (GO): protein neddylation; positive regulation of ubiquitin-protein transferase activity
Cellular component (GO): ubiquitin ligase complex
Molecular function (GO): ubiquitin-like protein binding; ubiquitin conjugating enzyme binding; cullin family protein binding
Source: RefSeq, a predicted model, not a curated record